Molecule: messenger RNA, 1791 nt
Organism: Ciona intestinalis (vase tunicate)
Lineage: Eukaryota; Metazoa; Chordata; Ascidiacea; Phlebobranchia; Cionidae
Source: RefSeq, a predicted model, not a curated record
UUUAACCCAAUAUUUGUUAAAUUAGUUUCCGGUGAAGUUCCUGAAGUGCCAUGUAUAUCCCCAGUCUCAGGUUGUGUCUUCGAGAAACGUUUGUUGGAGAAAUUUGUUUUUGAGCACGGUACGGACCCCGUUAGUAACGAACCUUUGUCCAUGGAACAAGUCGUGGAAAUGAAGACCAAUCCAUUAGUGAAACCUAAACCACCAUCAGCAACAAGCAUCCCUGCUAUUCUUAAAUCCCUUCAAGAUGAAUGGGACGCUUGUAUGUUGACAAGUUUCACCCUGAGACAACAACUGCACACUACAAGACAAGAGUUGUCACACGCAUUGUACCAGCAUGACGCCGCAUGUCGAGUCAUCGCUCGCUUGACCAAGGAGGCCACAGCUGCCCGUGAAGCGCUUGCUACGUUAAAACCGACAUCUGGGGUCCAACAAACCAAUCAACAUCAACCUGCUGCCAUGCAAGUGGAUAAACAACAAGAUGAUGGUGAACCCAUCGGACUGACGGAGGAUGUGAUACAGAAACUCCAGGAUAAAGCGAGUGUCCUCACUUCUGAGAGGAAGAAGAGAGGGAAGCGAAUGCCGGAGGAUCUCGCUUCUGCUGAUGACAUCAGGAGUUAUCGACCUAUUGCAAGCCACCCUGGUUUACAUUCGGCUUCAGUUCCCGGGAUAUUAUGUCUUGAUCUUUGUUCAUCGGAUACUAACAGGGUUAUAACUGGAGGAGCAGAUAAGACAGCUGUUGUGUUCGACAAAGAGAACGAACAAGUGAUCACAACAUUGAAGGGACAUACAAAGAAAGUCACCCAUGUAUUGUACCACCCUGUUGAGGACGUUGUCUUCACAUCAUCACCAGAUUCUACAAUUCGUAUCUGGUCGGUUCAAAACGGGGAUUGUUCAUCCAUUAUUAGGACACAUAAGGAGGCCGUUACAGGCAUCAGUUUGCACGCACUUGGUGAUUACUUGUUGAGUUGCAGUGAGGACCAACACUGGGCAUUCAGCGAUGUUAGAACGGGUCAAACACUUUGUAGAGUGACUGACGAUGCCAUUAGCAGCGCAUUGACGUGUGCACAAUUCCACCCCGAUGGAUUGAUCUUCGGAACAGGAACCGUGGACAGUCAGAUCAAGAUUUGGGAUUUAAAGGAAAGAACAAACGUUGCCAACUUUCCUGGUCACUCAGGACCGGUCACAGCGAUCUCGUUCUCCGAGAAUGGAUAUUACCUCGCUACUGCUGCUGAUGAUGCUUCAGUUAAACUAUGGGAUUUAAGGAAACUUAAAAACUUCAAGACUUUGAGCAUGGCUGAUAAUUAUGAGGUUAAAUCGUUGACGUUCGAUCAAUCUGGUUCAUACUUGGCAGUAGCAGGAACCGACAUGCGUGUUUACCUUUGCAAGCAAUGGGUGGAGUUAAAGUCAUUCACCGAGCAUUCAGCUUUAACUACAGGAGUUCGUUUUGGAAAGAACGCAAAAUUCCUCGCCUCGUCUGGCAUGGAUCGUUCGCUAAAGUUCUAUGGGGUUCAGUGAUGUCACGGCCACCAUUAGAGGGCAGUAUAGUGGAUUUUGUAACUAAGCACCGACGUGCAUUAUUACCAAACAAUGAGUUUUGUAACGCAGACAAUAUGCAUUGUCAUCUAAAGUGAUUUUCAAUCAUAGUUGACCACCUCGUUUUACAGCCAUUUUGGGAUCAUUUUGUAGUAAAGUGAAAAUUGUUGAAAAUUUAAACUAGACAUCUUGUAUAUAUUGGUAAACCUGGUAUUACUGCCAGCCUGAAUAAAAUAAAUAAAUCAUUUAAAACAGUGA